Messenger RNA from Leishmania major strain Friedlin, 3195 nucleotides. RefSeq names its product putative kinesin. The transcript has a single exon. Gene Ontology annotation, molecular function: ATP binding; microtubule binding; microtubule motor activity. Bases 1 to 3195 code for a protein of 1064 amino acids. Gene Ontology annotation, biological process: microtubule-based movement. Lineage: Eukaryota; Euglenozoa; Kinetoplastea; Trypanosomatida; Trypanosomatidae. The record is from RefSeq and is a predicted model, not a curated record.
AUGCACUCGCAAAGACCAUGUGCCGGCUACAACGCCCGUUGCGAGCACGACCGAAGCGUGUUGCCGUCCUUGAUGAGUCAGCAGGACGAAUUUUUCACCGGCAGCAGCCCGCGCACGGCCUCUGUACACAGUGAGGCGAGGCCGCAUCUACAGGAGCGCUUCCCCUUCGCCACGGCGGCAUCCUCGCUGCCAGAGCACUCCGACGGCGCCAACCUCUACUCCGGCGCCGGCGCUACCAACACGCGCGGCAACUUUAAGGUGGCGGUGCGCGUACGUCCACCUCUGCACCGCGAGCUGCACGGCUACCGACCCUUCGUCGACGUGGUUCAAAUAGUACCAGAGCACCCCAAUUCCAUCACCCUCUGCGAUGCUCUAGACACAGAGGACGGUCGGGGGGCGGUGUACUCGCGCCAGAGCUACACGUUCGACCGCGUCUACGCGGCCGACGCAACGCAGGAGGACGUAUACGAGCUGAGCGCGCGGCCAGCGGUCCUAUCGGUGCUAGAGGGCUACAACGCCACGCUCAUGGCGUACGGGCAGACGGGCACAGGCAAGACAUACACAAUGGAGGGCUUCACCAACGAGGAGGAGCGUGGCAUUGUUCCUCGCGCUGUCGAAGAUGUCUUUGCGUGCAUACAGGAGAGGCGCCGCACCAGCGAGGACACAAAGUUCCUCGUGCGGGCCUCCUACAUGCAAAUCUACAACGAGGUCAUCUCGGACCUGCUGGAGCCGCCGGCCACGGCGUUCGUUGCCAGCAGCAGCAGCAGCAGCGGCGGUGCAAGCCGUAGCAGCAGCCUCGCCGUGCGCCACACACCCCAGCGCGGCGUCUACGUCGAUGGCUUGUCGGAGUGGAUCGUGCGCACCCCAGAGGACGUGUACGGGCUCAUCGCGAAGGGCACGGCGCUGCGGGCGACCAGUGCCACGAAGCUGAGCGAGCUGUCCUCCCGCUCGCACGCCAUCUUCACCAUUGUCGUGGAGGCGAUGGAGGGCAACGAGGCGAAUCCGCUCUCCUACCGCUUUGGCAAACUGAACAUUGUCGACCUGGCCGGCAGCGAGAAAAUCCGCCUGGCCGGGGUCACGGGGCAGAGACUGGAGGAGACCAAGAACAUCAACAAGUCGCUGCACGAGCUUGGCAACGUCAUCUCUGCCUUGGCCGCCAAGUCCGGCGCACACGGCCGUCGAGUGCAGCGGCACAUCCCGUUCCGCAACUCCGCCCUCACAAGCGCGCUGCGAGACUCACUUGGCGGCAACUGCAAGACGACGCUGAUCGCGUGCAUUUCACCGGCGUUGGAGUCGUACGCGGAGUCUCUCUCCACGCUCAUGUUCGCCAAUCGCGCCAAGAACAUUCAGAACCACGCCGUGGUGAACGAGGGCAUGAGCCAGGCAACGCUGCUCAGGGCGUACGAGCAGGAACUGCAGCGACUGCGGCAGCAGCUGCAGGAACGCACGGAGAUGGGCGGCGGUGGCGCCAAUGGGCUCAUGAGCUCGACUGACACCCAUUUGCUGCUUUCCGAAUUGGAGGAGGACCGACGGCGUGCGGAGGCGGACCGGCAGGCGGCGCUUGCGGCGCUUGAGAAGUCUUCGGUGGCACAUCAGGAAGAGAUGCGUGUGCGGCAGGAGCUGGAGAGUCGCAUACGCGAGCUAGAGGCCAUCAUGCGCGAGGGUGGCAUGGAGGGCAACCCGCGCACCAGUCAGGAGUACGCCGAGCGGCUUCUCGAGCUGGACCGGGAGCGUCAGGCCGUGGAAGAGGACAAGGAGCAGGUGGAACGCUACAAGCACCUGCUGCUGAAGCAGCGCGACAUCAUGCUGAGCCUCACCACCCGACUGAACGACCGCGACGAGACGAUCCUGCUUCUCCAAGAAGAAGUUGACGCCUACGACCAGCACGUGCAGACGUUGGAGGAGGAGCUGGAGCUGUUGGCACGGCAAGGCAACGCAGGGCGGCGGGCCACCUCGCCGCCGCCGUCCUCGACCGCAAUGAUGGUUGUCAACCCGCAGCUCGUCGGGAACGCGAGUGAGGCGCAGGCGGCAGAAUACAUCUACCAAAGGCGCGUGCAGUCCCCGUCGUCGGAGGCUGGCGCGCGGGCCGGCACGUCGCCGCGAUACCGAUCCUUCCUUCAACCGAGCCGCACUGUUACCGCGGAGGCGCUCGCCGUGGAGUUGGUCAUGCUACAAGGCCGCAAAGACGCCGCCGCGGUGGCUGCUUCGGGCAAGGACAGGAGCGGAUCAGUCGAGGGCAGCCUCGUCGACGCCGCGGAGCUGACUCGUAUCCUGCAGCAGCGCGCCGACUCGAUUUUGCACGCGCAUUACAACGCGCAAGUGGCGCAGCUGCGCUCCACCGUGGCGGCGUUGACCCUUCAACUGCGCAACAGCGAGGACAGGGCGCACAUCGCCGACAAGGAGGCGCGCCUGCUGGCGCAUCGACUGAGCAGUGGACAGAACGGUGCCACCAUAGAUGCGGUGCAGCGAGAACUUCGAGCGGAGUGGGACUCGCGCCGCAAAGCCUACGUCAGCACGAUGGACGCGGUCCGAGACGCCGUUCGCGCCGACACGGCAGAGAGGGUGCGGCUUGGGCGCGAGAUCGACCGCAUCCGCGUGGAGGUGCAGCACCUGCUUGAGACAGCGACCUCGUCGGCUAUCGCGUCACCUGACACGAGUCGGCGGUCUGCUGUUAGCCGCGUGUGGCAGCGGCUGCAGGAGGUGGAGGAGGAAGUGCGCCUUCACGGGAUAUUGACGCAGCUGCCAGAUGUGCUCCUUGACGCUGAGGCUGUGCCCUCGGGGAAUAGCAGUGCCACGAGCGCAGCGGAUGCGGAGCGCAAGUUGCGCGAUGCGCAGGCGCGGGAGGCGGCGCUGCAGAAAAGGAUUGAAGAGCAGCAGUGCUGCAUCACACAGCUGGAGCGGGAGAUGGAGGGUCGCGCAAACGGCCGCGAAUCAUCAGAAGCGUCCGCCGCCGACACAGCGGAGGUGGCAGCGCUGAGGAGAAAGCUAAUGGUGCACGAGAAGGAUCGGCAUGCCAUCCGCACCAUCCUGGAGCACCGGAUGAAGAGCAAGAUUAAUCGCAUCUGUGAGCUGCUGCAGGUCACCCACGUCGACACUGCUGACGGCAAAGAUGGGGCCAGCAAGCUGAGCAGCGAGGCGCUCAGUCUGCAGGGACUCAUUCACGCCGCGAUCAAGGCGAUGGAUGCAGACGUUUAG